Messenger RNA from Colletotrichum tamarilloi, 297 nucleotides. RefSeq lists its product as uncharacterized. NCBI's taxonomy places the organism in Eukaryota, Fungi, Ascomycota, Sordariomycetes, Glomerellales, Glomerellaceae. The record is from RefSeq and is a predicted model, not a curated record. The coding region runs from base 1 to 297 and encodes 98 amino acids. The transcript has a single exon.
AUGGGUGACGCCAUCAUCGCUGAAACUCAUUGCGGUGACAAAGAGAUAUUGCGACCAUGUUUUCUCGAUGCGCCUAGUAAGCUUCCGGAAGGCUACAUCACUCAAUGCUUGCUGGAUGCUGGUUGCGGUACCGGUCACGCCAGCAUGGAGGACUUGUGGAUCACCGUUGCUUGUCUUCGAACAUUCGGCAACGACUGGAUCCAUCUUGAACAUCCCGACGAUCAUGACGCAGAGUCGGAACUGGGCUACGAUGAUCUGAAGCUCAAGCGGGAAGAUAUCCUUGCUAGUGAGUACUGA